UAGUUCUGAAUGAGCUUCAGUGUUUGUUUCAGCUUGACAAUUGUGCACGAUCAUGGACACAGAGCGAGCAGUACAUCAAAUACAAAGUUAGAGAGUACUUUGUGUUUGAGGAGGACGUCAGGAUUUUUGGCAAAUGUAGUACUUUUGAUUUUCGCCUCAGAGACAUUUCUGUUUUGAAUAGUGCAAGGCAGGCAGAAGAGUGAAAAUGAACAGCCUGUCUUUCGAUGAUCCCUUACUGGAAAGUCUGGAUUCGACUCUGUCGCUUAAUGACCCCAGCGACAUCGACACAGCCCUCCUAAACGACAUUGAUGACAUGCUACAGCUCAUCAACAACCAGGAGAUAGAGUUUGGAGGUUUUUUUGACCCUCCUGCAUUCACAACACCUCCAUCCACCCAAGAGCUUCCUGGUUUGACUCGACCCAUCUCUUCAGCUACUCCUCUCUCCACCACAACCACACCUCCAUCUUCCUCUACUUCCUCCAUCCUAAGCAGUAGUCCUCACCUGGAUGCACUCCUGGGCCCUCCCAUUACUCGUAGCUCCUCUACCCCCGACAAGACCUUCCAGCCUCCUACGUUCCAGCAGUCCCCUUUGGCCCAGGUCUCAAACUCUAGCUUGAGGCAUCAGCCAGCCUCUCCUCAGCAAGCGCAGAGCGUCAGACAGCCACAAGUAGAACAGCCACAAACAGUCCUCAGCCCAUCUGCCCCUCAAGCAGCUUCACCCCAUGGCUCGCCAGGACCCAGCCCAGGAUUCAGCUCCACUCCCCAGGCCCUGUUUACCUCUUCUUCACCCCAGGUUCAGGCUCCAGCCCAGUGCCAGCAGCCCCGAACCAGCUUCAGCAACCAGAAAAGCUACACAGCUGGCAGUCCAGGCAGUGUCACCCAACCAGCAACGAGCUUGUCAUCCUCGCCACCAAGUGUUCAACCAGUAGCCAUUCAGGGGCUGACCACUACCUCUCCUGUCCUGACAACCUCAGGAAGCCCACCAGCUCAAACAAUCACAUCUCAUGUUCAGCAAGUACCUGUGCUGCUGCAACCUCAGUUUAUCAAGGCUGACUCUUUGCUACUGACUACUCUGAAGCAUGACUCCUGCAUGGUCACUACCGUGGCCUCGCCCACAUCUCUGGCCACCACCACAGUGCAGAGCACCUCACUACAGCCUCUUCAGGCCUUUGUGGGCAGUGGGACCAUUCUAACCACAGUGCCGGUCAUGGUGGACACUGACAAACUGCCAAUUAAUCGCAUCGCCAUCAGCAGUAAGCCAGUCGGCCAGACUCACAAGGGAGAGAAACGCACUGCACAUAAUGCCAUUGAGAAGCGCUACCGCUCAUCCAUCAAUGACAAAAUCAUUGAACUCAAAGACUUGGUAGCUGGUACUGAGGCCAAGCUCAACAAGUCUGCAGUACUGAGGAAAGCAAUCGACUACAUCCGUUACUUGCAGCAGACCAACCAGAAAUUGAAACAAGAGAACCUGGCUCUAAAAAUGGCAGCUCAGAAAGGGUCUUUCAAAGACCUGGUUAAAAUGGAGGUGGAUGGACAGGUCGAUGUGAAGAGCGAGUUGCCCACCCCCCCAGCUUCGGAUGUGGGCUCCCCUACCUUGUUCUCACACUGUGGCAGCGACUCUGAACCUGACAGCCCCAUGGAGGAAGUCAAACAAAAUUCGAGCAUGCUGGACAGACGUGGAGCAGAUGGCAGCGCUGGUGGGAUGUUGGACCGUUCCCGGAUGGCGCUGUGCGCCUUCACUUUACUCUUCCUCUCCCUUAACCCUCUGGCUGCACUGUUCUGCUCAUCUGGCAGCAGUUCAGCUGGACAAACUGCUGCGAGCAUCUCCCAUCACACCAGCAGAAAUGUCUUGGGCUUGGAGGUCACAGUGGGCUCUUGGGGUUGGAUGGAUUGGAUGCUGUCAACUGUUCUUGUGUGGCUUCUCAAUGGGAUUCUGGUAUCGGGGGUUCUGAUCCGGCUGUUGGUGUAUGGAGAGCCAGUAACCCGGCCACACUCUAGAUCCUCUGUGCUGUUUUGGAGGCACCGCAAACAGGCUGACCUGGAUCUAGCAAGAGGGGAUUUUGCUCAGGCCAGUCAGAACCUCUGGACGUGUUUGAAGGCGCUUGGUCGUCCCUUACCGACUUCCCAGUUGGACAUGGCCUGUGCCUCAGUAUGGGCUCUGCUGCGUUUUUGCCUUCAACGUGUCUGGGUGGGCCGUUGGCUGGCUGCCAGGGCUGGAGGGCUACGAUCGGACCGCCCCCUGCAGGAAGAUGCAUGCAUAAGCAGCCGUGAUGCUGCCCUGGUUUACCACCGCCUGCAUCAGCUUCACAUGACAGGUAAACUGAACGGUAGCCGCCUUUCAGCGGUGCACAUGGCUAUAAGUGCAGUGAACCUGGCAGAGUGCGCUGGCUCAUGUCUGCCAGUUGCCACACUGGCUGAGGUUUAUGUUUCUGCUGCUCUGCGCGUGAAAACCAGUCUGCCGAGAGUCCUGCAUUUUACCUCUCGUGUGUUUCUGAGUAAUGCCCGUCAGGCGUGCCUAUCAUCCAGUGGCAGCGUGCCUCCCACAAUGCAGUGGCUUUGUCACCCACUUGGUCACCGCUUCUUCGUGGACGGUGAUUGGUCCAUUCGCAGCAUCCCUAAAGAAAGUAUCUACAGCCAGGCUGGAAAUACCGUGGAUCCUCUGGCCCAGGUAACUCAGGCAUUCAGAGAACAUCUUUUGGAGAAAGCACUGUACUGUGUGGCCCAACCACGUGAGGAGAAAAGUCCCAAUCAGGGCGAGCGGGAGUACGCUGACGCUUUGGAGUACCUUCAGCUGCUGAUUAGUGCGUCAGACGCAGCUGGUGCCACCUCCCAGUCCUUUGCGAUUGGCUCCAACAUGGCUACUCUGACCAGCUGUGACCCCCACUCCAAGUGGUGGUCUUCAGUUGUCGUAGUGAUUAUCAACUGGCUGCAAGGAGACGGUGCCGCAGCGGAGAGACUGUACCCGACUGUGGAACACCUGCCCCGCAGCUUACAGAAUGUAGAGAGUCCUCUGCCAAAGGCAUGUCUGAAUACAUUCCGAGCAAUGCGGGCUUUGCUGUCCAAACCAGAGAACUGUCAACAGAGCCUGAGCUACAACGACAAGGCCAGCGCCCUGCUCCGAGACAGCCUCAGUCUGGGACCACACUGCCACAGCUCCACUUCAGACAAGGUUGUCCAGCUGCUGCUGUGUGACCUGCUGUUGGUGAUGAGGACUAAUGUGUGGCAUCUGCAGCAGCAGGGAGUCAGUCCAGGCGGGUCUGCGGCAGUGGUCCCUAACGGUUCUGCAGGGGUCCACCAGGCCUCCCCGCCAGAGCUCCAAGGCUUUCAAAGAGAUCUCAGCUCUCUGCGCAAGCUUGCACACAGUUUCAGGCCUGCAAUGCAAAGAUUGUUCCUUCAUGAAGCUACAGCCAGGCUGAUGGCGGGGGCCAGCCCCACCCGCACGCACCAGCUCCUGGAUCGUUCACUGCGACGCAGAGCAACGCCUGGAGCCAAGACAGAGGAGUGCGAGAUGCAUCCAGGGCAGCGAGAGCAGGUGGAAGCAGUGAUGCUGGCGUGCCGCUACCUUCCACCUUCCUUUUUGUCAGCACCUGGCCAAAGGGUGGGCAUGCUGUCAGACGCAGCUCGCACCCUGGAGAAGCUUGGAGACAAGAGGACCCUCCAUGACUGCCAGCAAAUGAUCAUCAAGCUGGGCAGCGGCACCACUGUCACCAACAGCUAGAGGGAACGGAGGGGCCUGAGAGCCGUGCACGGAGGCUGUACAUAACAUCUCAGUAGCAUACAGUUUCAUACUUUCAUAUAGAAAAGUAAACGUUGCCGUUGUUGCUAUGAUGUAAAAUUGAUGUAAGAGAUAUUACUAUUCACGGCCGCUUUUUCCUGUUCGAGUGUGAUGCAGUGCCAGGUUAUGGCCACAGGGGGGAGCCAUCACGUCUUUCCGGUGGACUGUAAAUGACUGAGAUGUUUUCUGUCCUGGGUUUAUUCAGGAAGGUCCUGUGCUUGGUGUUCUCCAUACUGAUGCAGUGGGCAGAGCCUGACGGAGGUUUGAGGUCACACUGUCUGCACUAGCCUCAUGAGGCUCAUUUUAAUGAGCCCAAUAAUAUAGCUUUAUGAGGUUAUUUUCAUAAAGGUUUCUUUUUCAUUUUUAUUUUUGCAGUGUACAUAUUUUAAAAUUUAUUUAUAAUCUGUAUGAAUUUUGAUUGAGCAGUAUUUUUUUUUUUUUUUUUUUUUUUUUUUUUUUUUUUGUAGGAUUUGAGCAGGCCCUAAAGACGGUUUCUGUAAUAUAUUGCCAUGGUGUCAAAAUAUGGAUUAAAAAAAGGGGGGGGGGAGUUGACGUAUUAUAUUGUGUCAUUGUCUCACUCAUUUCACAGUUUGCAUUGUUGCACAAGUUGCAUGCAACCAUGAUACCAGAUGUCGACCAGCAAGAUAACAUAAUAUCAACCAUGCUCACCGUUGCAUAAUUCACAAUUUAUAAAUGAGAAUUUAUGUUAAAAUCAAAGUUCUCCUCAUUUUCCCACCAGAGGUCUUGUGUAGGUUAACACUGUCAUUUUAAUUGCUGUCUCCCAGAGACCACCAAUUUAUAAGUCUUUUGAGGGCUGUAAGAUGUCCUUACAGUUUGUAUCACUAAUGUGGAAAACAGGCAUGAAUGGAAAAGUAACACAGUCAAAAGUAUUGUUUGUGUUUCCUAAGACUGACAUCUUUUAAAAAAAGUCCAUUUUUUUAUUUUUUAUUUAAUGGUUGUAAAUAUUAAAUAUUUUCUAAGAGGACA
Molecule: messenger RNA, 4762 nt
Organism: Thalassophryne amazonica
Lineage: Eukaryota; Metazoa; Chordata; Actinopteri; Batrachoidiformes; Batrachoididae
Gene: srebf1
Product: sterol regulatory element binding transcription factor 1
Biological process (GO): regulation of transcription by RNA polymerase II
Cellular component (GO): nucleus
Molecular function (GO): RNA polymerase II cis-regulatory region sequence-specific DNA binding; protein dimerization activity; DNA-binding transcription factor activity, RNA polymerase II-specific
Source: RefSeq, a predicted model, not a curated record